GUGGAUGAGAAGUGAGAUGGCAACAGAUCCAAUGUGAAUGGGUGACCGAUGGUCGGUAUGGACUAGGUGGGCUGCAGGGGCUGGUUGGCAUGCUGUAACUCUAAACUAUUUGGACAAACAAUUAUAUUUGCCUGCAGUUUGCAUUAACUUCGUGUUCCCAACCACAGUAUUGUGGUUUUGUGGAUGAAUGCUGGUUGCCCUCUUUGUCAUUAGCCACACGUCUUGCAUUAUGCUACUGCCAUCAGUAAUUAAAUGCUGCUGCACUCUGCGGCAGGAAUUCUUGGGAUUAGCAAUCCUUGCCAGUAGCAUUCACUGACAUUCGCUCACUCAGCCAGGCAGUAAAUGGGAGCAGGAGCUGAGGACAGUGUGGACCGGAUUAACCAGGAGCCAUGCUGAGAAUGAAAGUGAUCUUCAUUGGUCGGGUUGAUGUGGAAAGGAGCAAGAAGGGUCUGUAUGUCCGUGUGUGUGUCUGGCCAUGUGUGUGCAUCUGUCUGUGUGUCUGUCCGUGUGUGUGCAUCUGUCUGUGUCUGUCUGUCUGUCUCUGUCUGUCUGUCCUGGAUAGGGCUCUUGAAGAUAGCGGAGUCAGGGGAUAUGGGGAGAAGGCAGGAACUGGGUACUGAAUGUGGAUGAUCAGCCAUGAUCACAUUGAAUGGCGGUGCUGGCGUGAAGGGCCGAAUGGCCUACUCGUGCACCUAUUGUCUACUGUCUAUUAUUAUGGAAUGGGGAGGAGAGGGAAAACUAUUCCAUUGUUUACUGACUCCCUUGACACUCUUAAAAGUUAUUUUUAAUGCUAACCUUGUCUUUUGUCCUUCACAUCUUCAACUAUGCAGUAAUAGAUGAUUUAAAGCCUCCAUUUAUAUUUUUUGUGUAGGUUGAAUCCAGAAUGAUGUCUUUACUUGGUGAACCAUUCCAGAAGUAAGCUUCACCUGCACCGGACGUCAGGAUGUCUCAGCCCACAAGCAGUAAGGAGCAUUGGAGACCCUGGGAGUUUUCCGGGAUCAGCCGACAGGAGUUGGCCCUGGCGGAAGCUCUUCAGAUGGAGUACGACGCUCUGUCAAGACUUCGGCAGGGCAGCACCACAGCAAGGGAUGACGGCAAGCAAAAGCCCAAACACAUCAACAGCCUGCAGCUGAUUUCCUUUGAAGAGCCUUUGUUGGAAUACAGCCAAAUGGGAAAUGACUGCAAUGUCAUUAAAGGAUCGCACGGCCUGUCGGGGUCGGACCCUAGUCUGAAUUAUAGCAAAGGUUGCCCGUUGCCAAAUGAAGGCAUCGCUUGUUCUUCUACCUCAGUACCCGGGCCGCCAGAUCAAUGCCAAGAGGGUGUGUCUCCUGAGACCACUGCCACAACCACCACCAACUCCUCCAACAGUGACUCGACUCACCAACCCGUGGGUACAAACCUCCUCACCAGCGAGGGUACAACUUGCCAGCAAGGAGAUUGUUCCAUCAAUGAGCAUGUUCCACCAGUCCCACCACGGGCUCCUCUUGGCCCAGGUCGAAAUGCCACCGUAACGGAUAAUUGGCACAAGGGGUUACCCAGUGAGGGCAUUGAGAAAUUGAACGCGCCAAAUGAUAUCAAUCUCUUCUCUCCCACCAGCGACGAUUCAAAUGGGAAAAUAGUUGAACCUCCAACGAUUUACACUGGCCAAAAGUUUCCCGAUGAUGAUUUUGGAUUGAUUGACUACGACGACUUGAAUGACGCCAUAACAAAACUGAAUUUAAUGUCCACCUAUGGGGAGGGUUCAAAACUUAUACAAGUCGGGAGCAUUAGCCCUAAUUCUGCCUUUAAAGGAAAAGACAGAAAGGGGGAGAAGUCGGGAAAGCCUGUCAGUAGAAGUAAGACUCUUCCACCUCAGGUCCCUCCAAGGACCUAUGUGUCCAGAUGUGGGAACCAAAACAACACUGUUCACCAGGCCAAAAACCGAAGAGUCUCCGUCAAUCCGAGCUCCCUUUACGAUCCCUACGAGUCGGAAAAUUACGAGCUACUAGAAGUCUCGGAAGAGAGGAAUGAAGAGGUCGCAGCAUUCUGUCACAUGCUGGAUGUGCUUCGAGGUGGCUACACGUGUGAAAGCGGGGAUAACGUGGGAUUAAUCUGGAGCCCAGUUGUCAUCCGGAAUGACCAACAUGGAGAUGGCAUCAGUGUGAAGGUUACUGUGUCUGCGGGCAGUCUUUCAGAGCCUCUAACGUUCACGUGUGAUGGGGGCUCCACGGUGGACCUGAUCAUCUAUCAAACUCUCUGUUAUAUUUAUGACAAUCUCGCAACCAUCAACGUUGACAAUUUUAUCUUGAAGAUCUGCGGACUGGAAGAAUUUUUACUAAACAAACACACAAUCGGGAGUCACAAGUACGUCCAAUUUUGCCGCAAGUUCGAUGUGGACAUUAAGCUUUCCUUGAUGGAGCUGAAGGCAGUCAGCAAGGACCUCAUACGCAUUGCCAGUGAUGACAAAAGUCCAUCAACUCUUAAUCACUACAUCCACCUACAAGAAAGACCCUUAAAGCAGACCAUAACCAGGCAAGCUCUGACUCUUCUCUUCAACACCUACCAGAAUGAGUUGGAUAGUUUUCUGCUGGCAGAGGCUGAACAUUCACAGCAAGCCGAAAGGGUGGUGCAGUCCGUGAUGGCAAUUUGCAAUGCACUGGCCUCGAUUGAAACACAAGAGAUAACCAAUGCUUUGAACCAGUUGCCGCCCUGCCCCUCCCGACUGCAUCCCAGGACACAGAAGGAUCCUUGCAUGUUGGCAAGAAAAGAGACGCGAGCUUCCAUCGGGGAAGCAUUAACCGCAGCCAUCUUGGACCUGGUGGAACUCUACUGCAACAGCUUCAACGCUGACUUCCACACGGCGACUCCCAGCCGCAAGGAUAACCAAACGCAGAGUGCUCGCCUCAUCGAUAGCCCUCUUACUUUCACCAUCUACGCAGCCCACAGGAUUCCCAUCACGUGGGCAGCGAGUUAUGAAGACUUUUAUCUGUCGUGCGGCCUCACCCACGGGGGGAAGGAGCUUUGCAGUCAACUCCAGACAAAGAAAACUCACACCUACAAGAACCUCUUCCAUCUCCUCAUCUGGGAUCAGAACAUCCGCUUCCCCAUCAAUAUCAACCAGCUCCCAAGGGAGACGCUCCUGACGUUGACCCUCUUCGCCUUUCCCGUUCCUCCUCCUGGGAGCUCGUCGGAAGCCAGCAAGCAGCGGCGGACGCCCGACACCAUGGGAUGGGUGACCAUGCCACUCUUCAACUUCAGGCAUGUGCUGGCAUGUGGCAGAAAGCUGCUUGGACUGUGGCCAUCGUGCCAUCGAACCAGUCUCACCACUCCGACCGACUGCAAUUUCAUUCAACCAGACAGUGUCAUCAUUCAGAUCGAUUACCCGACCUCGGCGUUUGACGUCAAGUUCGUGACACCACCUCCGGCCGAAUUCAGCCCCAAAUACGAGUUCAGCAGCCUGGAUAAUACAUCGAGGAAGCACCUGAUGAAAGUGAUGCAGAAGAAGUCGCUCUUCUGGCUGACUGAAUCAGACAAGAAGUUGUUGUGGGAGAAGAGAUACUACUGCCAUUCGGAAUGCAGCUGCCUGCCGAUGGUGCUCGCCAGCGCCCCCAGCUGGGAGUGGACGUCCCUGCCCGACAUCUACACCUUGGUCAAACAAUGGAACUGCCUUGGUCACCUUGACGCAUUAGGGUUGCUCCAUGCUGUGUUUCCUGAUCAGGAGCUUCGUCGCACAGCAGUACAGUGGAUGGACGCCAUGUCCACGUCUGAACUCGUGGAUUGUCUUCCUCAGUUAGUACAAGCCCUGAAGUUUGAGUGUUACCUGGACAGCCACCUGGUGCGAUUCCUGCUGCGGAGAGCCAUCUGUGACGUGAAGAUCGCUCAUUGCCUCUACUGGUUGCUGAAGAACGCGUUAAACGACUCCCACUUCAGUGCCCGAUACCAGCAUCUGCUCGGGGCCUUGCUGUGCUGUGUGGGGAAGGGCAUGCGGGAGGAGUUUGACAAGCAGACCAAAUUAGUUCAACUCCUCACCAAAAUAGCGCAGAAGGUCCGAGACACCGCCCUGUCCGCUCGCCAGACUGUUCUACGUGAAAACAUGGAUGUAGUGCAACAAUUCUUCAGCUUUCAGAAUCACUGUCGAUUGCCUCUCAACCCCAGUCUCGUAGCCAAAGGAGUAAAUCUAAGGGCUUGUUCGUUCUUCAAUUCCAAUGCUGUGCCUCUGAAGAUUGCUUUCAUCAAUGUAGACCCUUUGGGGGAUAACCUUAAUGUCAUUUUUAAGAUCGGUGAUGACUUGCGCCAGGACAUGUUGACACUUCAGAUGAUCCACAUCAUGAACAAGAUCUGGAUUCAGGAAGGCUUGGACAUGCGCAUGAUCUUCUUCAAGUGCACGUCGACAGGAUGGGGACGAGGGAUGGUGGAGUUGAUACCACACGCUGAGACCUUGCGGAAGAUCCAGGUGGAGCACGGGGUGACGGGAUCUUUCAAGGACCACCCACUGGCAGAGUGGUUACAGAAACACAACCCAAACGAAGAAGAGUAUGAAAAGGCUGUGGAGAAUUUCAUCUACUCCUGUGCAGGUUGCUGUGUGGCCACCUAUGUUCUGGGUAUAUGUGACCGACAUAAUGACAAUAUUAUGCUGAAGACCAGCGGCCACAUGUUCCACAUUGACUUCGGCAAAUUUCUUGGCCACGCUCAGAUGCUGGGCAACUUCAAGAGAGACAGAGCUCCUUUUGUCUUCACGUCGGACAUGGCCUACGUCAUUAACGGUGGCGACAAGCCUUCCAGCCGGUUCCAUGACUUUGUCGACCUUUGCUGCCAGGCGUACAACCUCAUCCGCAAGCACACCGACCUGUUCCUCAACCUCCUGGGUCUGAUGCUUUCCUCUGGAAUUCCGGAGUUGUCCGAUAUCCAGGACCUGAAAUAUGUCUACGACACUCUACGUCCGCAGGAGUCUGAAGCUGAUGCCACUACCUACUUCACACGGUUAAUUGAGUCGAGUCUGGGCAGUGUGGCAACCAAGCUCAACUUCUUCCUGCACAACCUGGCUCAGAUGAAGUUCGCAGGGACUGACGACCACCCGACCCUCUCCUACGCUCCCAAAACCUUCACCGUGAAGACAGACGGCAAAAUCAAGGAGGUGUUCGUGUGUCAACAUCAAAAGAUAUUUAACCCCACGAAAGGAUAUGCUUACGUUGUGAAAGUGGAGCGAGAUGGUCCACAUGACACUUCAUUCAUACUGAGAUCCUUUGAAGAAUUUUACGAGCUUCACAAUAAACUCCGCCUCAUUUUCCCAUCGACAAAUCUGCCAAGUUUCCCGAGCAGGUUUGUGCUCGGCCGAGGUGCGGUGACAGCAGACAGGCGCAAGGAGGAAUUGGACGGAUACAUCUGGCACCUGAUCCACUCUCCCCCUGAAGUAGCCGAGAGUGAUCUGGUGUACACCUUCUUCCACCCGCUCCCGAGGGAUGACAAGUCCAUAAUUGGAAGCACGUUGCCAAAGCCAACAGAUGGGCCCCAAUCACCGCCUCUGGGCAAGGUCGGUGGAGAGGUGAAGCUGUCCAUCUCAUACAAGAAUGAUAAGCUUUUUAUCAUGGUCAUGCACAUUCGAGGCUUGAUUUUACAGGAUGGGACUGAUCCAGAUCCUUAUGUCAAAACCUACUUGCUGCCCGAUCCACAGAAAACAAGCAAGCGGAAGACCAAAAUGGCACGAAAGACAUGUAACCCAACGUACAAUGAAAUGUUGGUGUACGACGGCAUCCCCAAGGGCGACGUGCAGCAGCGGAUUAUCCACUUGCGCGUUCUGAGCGAGGAAGCUUUCCGGGAGAACAUCAUGCUCGGGGAGGUGCACAUUAACCUCAAGGACUUUGAUCUCAACGAGAAAGUCGUUGGUUGGUAUCACCUGGGAUCCACCCAUCCUCAGUGCACUUCGAUCUGAGUAUUCGAAGACUUUGCUCAUGUUCCCCGGUUGGAUUGUGCCAAGGUUGGGGCUGGU
This is a messenger RNA of Leucoraja erinaceus (little skate), 5965 nucleotides long. RefSeq names its product phosphatidylinositol-4-phosphate 3-kinase, catalytic subunit type 2 beta (gene pik3c2b). Gene Ontology annotation, molecular function: 1-phosphatidylinositol-3-kinase activity; phosphatidylinositol binding; 1-phosphatidylinositol-4-phosphate 3-kinase activity. Bases 944 to 5908 code for a protein of 1654 amino acids. The record is from RefSeq and is a predicted model, not a curated record. The transcript is spliced from 32 exons. Gene Ontology annotation, biological process: phosphatidylinositol-3-phosphate biosynthetic process; phosphatidylinositol-mediated signaling; cell migration. Gene Ontology annotation, cellular component: plasma membrane; phosphatidylinositol 3-kinase complex; cytoplasm. Lineage: Eukaryota; Metazoa; Chordata; Chondrichthyes; Rajiformes; Rajidae.